Messenger RNA from Macadamia integrifolia, 1103 nucleotides. RefSeq names its product microsomal glutathione S-transferase 3-like. Gene Ontology annotation, molecular function: glutathione peroxidase activity; glutathione transferase activity. Lineage: Eukaryota; Viridiplantae; Streptophyta; Magnoliopsida; Proteales; Proteaceae. Gene Ontology annotation, cellular component: endoplasmic reticulum; membrane; nuclear envelope. The transcript is spliced from 4 exons. The coding region runs from base 454 to 891 and encodes 145 amino acids. The record is from RefSeq and is a predicted model, not a curated record.
UAUCACUGCUACAUGUAAAGAUAUUAGAGCAAUAAAGAAGGUAUUCCAAGUCACUCUUCCCUGCAACAAGAAAACAACCCAUCAUCACAACCACCACCAGCAGCAGCUACGGUGCCAAGCUACAAGAAUUAGUAUGCGAACCUCAAGGACCCAACCAAGCAAGAAUGGAAAAAUGUGGAUCUCUGUUUUAAUGAUGAAAGGUUUCAAUCAGCAAAACAAGACACGUGGCAAAAUACACGUCCUCUCUCAACCUCUCAUCUCAUUGGUGGGAAUCUGCACCUUUUGGCGCCAGCAAUCCCUCUCCCCAUUAAUUAAAGUGGAAUGAAAAUCUAUGGAACUUUGCGAGUUGCGACCCACUAAGUCCUAUUCAUUAAGGACCCAGACUACGAAGUACGAAGAAUAGAAAAAUAAUCGAACUUCGGCUAUCAGUUUGGAACUCCAGAUCAGAGAAAAAUGGCUAGUGCGGUGGAAUUGCUGCCAAAGGAAUAUGGCUACGUAGUUCUUAUCCUGGUUCUCUAUGGCUUUCUCAAUGGCUGGAUGACCGCCCAAGUCGGCAAAGCUCGGAAGAAGUUCAAGGUGCCUUAUCCUACCCUUUACGCCUCAGAAUCAGAAAACAAGGAGGCCAAGCUUUUCAACUGCGUUCAGAGAGGGCACCAGAACUCACUUGAGAUGAUGCCUUUGUUCUUCGUGUUGGUUCUGCUUGGAGGGCUUCAAUAUCCUGUGGUUGCAGCUGGGCUUGGCCUUGUUUACAUUGUUGGUCGCUUCUUCUACUUCACUGGUUAUGCUAGUGGGGAUCCCAAGAAACGUAUGAGAGGGGCAUUCAAUCUAUUGGCGUUGCUUGGACUUGCUGGUUGCACUAUUUCAUUGGGAGUCAAUAUUCUGCGUAGGUAAAUUUUCUGCAAAUUAGAGAUUGACCCUUUUUUUUUCUAUUAAAUGUUGAGAGAUGGGCAGGUUGGACAUUGAAACACUGGUUGAAGAAAGUUAAAGUUGUUCAUGUUUGAAUAAAGGCCUAAGAGAAAUGUUCAGUCUUUCUUGGGCCUUAUUUUUUCAGAUUAGAUACUGUAUUAGGUAAGCUCGUUGAAUUUGUAGGGACUUUUGAUCUC